UCACUUCUUCUAUUCCCCCAAGUCACGCCCCCAAAUCAGGCAGCCUUCCACCCCCGAUCCCAUCCGCCGCCGACCAACCUUCGCCGCUCCUAACCACAGCGGCAGUCGAUAACCCUCCGCCGUCCCCGACCCUGGCCUCACCCUUCGCCACCCCCGACCCCUACCGCACCUGGCUUCCUUCCUGACUACCUUGGCGGGCUAGGGUUUGACGCCGCCGUCCCUCCUGGUCGUCCUCCGGUUGGUCUCUAGAGGAAACGGCUUCUACCCUCCUUCCGAACCCUGUGAGCACGGAUAUGGCUCCUCCCACCGCUCCUCCCUCUCCUGCUUGGAGCCGCCUGUGACCACGGAUCUGGCUCUCCUCCACCAGCGGCGGAUGGGAUGGCGCGGUUCCACCUCUUCUCCACAAGCGCCGGCUGAGACGACGUGGAUUCGCAUCUCCUCCUCCCUCCUUUCCACGGCCGCCUUUAUCCGUUGCGCCCCCGCCUUGCAGUUCCGCUUCUGGACGGAGAUUUGGAGGAGUACCCGCCGCUCACGGUGGCUUCAAGCCUUGUUCCCAACUGGCCCUAGAGGCACAAUUUUAUGGCUCAUUUAUAUAUGGGGGCAGGGGGCUUCAAGCCUUUUUCCCAACCCGCCGCUCACGGUGGCUUCAAGCCUUCUUCACUAAGGGUGCAAGCUCGACUGAUUCAACGGUCUGCCUUGGUGUGAUGGCUCCUCGUCAACAACCAGGUUGACGAUGGCCUAUGCUAGCUUUUUCUUACCCUGUUCCAGUCUGCUGGAAGUGUUUCUGCUGCCUCCCCAAGAUGCUGGAAGGUCACCUCCAUCGAUGCUCUCUCCGCCGCUUCCACAAGCCGUCAGACUGUACAGUUCUGCAAGGCAAAAGAAUGGAAAAGGAAUAGAAGAAGACAAUGCUGAAGCACAAGAGCAUGAGAGGCUAGCUUUACUUAAAGCAAGGAAUAGUGAUGAUUUUGAACGAUUUGGGUCCUUUACAUUCUCAAAUCUAAAAGAAGAUUUUGGAGGACGAGCCAGUCAGCGACAAAGUAAAAGAAAGAAGGUUUCUCAAAGAUUGACAAGUUGAUUGAGGUUUGGAAGAUCUACAGGUUGAUGAAGAUUAUGAACGCCUACGAUUAAGUCAGUGUAGUGACAAUGGAAUAUGCCUUGUUUGUUGAACCUGGAGACUUGCUCUGCUCAUUUUGUUGGUUGUUAAGUCAAUGUAUGCUCAUGUUGGUUGUGUGGUGCAUCGCGAAAUAAAUGUGUUUCUCCUUUUUUGGCACAACUUCAGCUUGGUUGUGUGGCACAUCUAAAAACAAAUGGAAGCACUUCUUUUGUGGCACAACGUCUUUGUAUAUGAUUGCUAUGAUUAUUGAAUGAAGUUCAAUACUUUUGACGA
Molecule: messenger RNA, 1387 nt
Organism: Triticum dicoccoides
Lineage: Eukaryota; Viridiplantae; Streptophyta; Magnoliopsida; Poales; Poaceae
Exons: 4
Coding region: 734-1075 (113 amino acids)
Source: RefSeq, a predicted model, not a curated record